CAAUCCAGCAGAUCUGAAUUCUGGGUUGUCACCAAGCGAGCCGAAAACGCUCCGAAUGAGAAAUCUCGUCGACUGAAAUAGCUUUUUUUUACUGUAAGUGGGACAGGUGGAAGUUGCGCGAAUUCAAAUGAGGUGUAUUGUUCCCUCCGUAGCGCCCUGUAAAAUUUGUACGGACUCCGGUCCUUUCUCCACCUCAUUACAGUAGGUUUCGGUAUUCGUUCCGUACCGUGCAAUGGACAACAUCGUACGGUACGUACCCUACGUACGCUGCGUUUUUGGUCUUAGCGCACGUACUCGUAUGUACCAGUACCUACUUCAAGGAGUGUUUCGGUUUUCGAUGUUUCGUGUUCGAUGUUUCAUGUUUCUGUUCAUGUUCGAUGUACAGUUAGCAAGACCAUCGAGGGCAUUCGGACCGAACCGAACCGAACCGAACCGACCGAGACGAAACAAAACAAGCAAAGCAUGGUGUCGCACUGCUUCCAACACAGAGCAAUCGCCGGGAUUGCCCUUCUCCUCCUCGGAAGGCUCUCGGCCUCCUCCGGCCUCGCGACCCCCCGGUCCUUCCCGGCCAAGCUUCCUUCGGACCUAGGCCCUUGGGAGGAAGCGGCCGCGCCCCUUCCAGGGGAGAGCCGGAGGGGCUUCCUCGGGGCGGCCCUGGGGGUCUGCCUCCCGCUGGCCCUCGGAGGCGCCCCGUCCGCCUCCCUCGCCGACGAAUACGGGAGGGAGACCGAGGCCCCGACGCUCGCCACCGGCGAGUCCUUCGAGAUCUGCACGAAGCGGGGCCCCCUGGGGGCCUGCCAGAAGACCGAGGUCCGGACGGCUUCCAACGACAACGACAAGGCCGAGAAGUACUUCCGCCAGCCGACGGAACUCGUCAGGCGCAAGGACACCGAGGCAAGGACCGCGGAAGCGACCGAGGGGAACGUCCUCAUCGAGCGGCUCAAGAAGCAGUCGGAGGAAAACAGCGAGAAGAACGAGCUGCUCGUCUACCAGCGGACCCUGCUCAACGAUUCGGUAAGUAGCUAGCGAUCCAAUAAAAGACAAGGCAAUGCAAUGCACGGUGCAGCGCGGCAAAGCAACGCAGAACCCAACCCAACCGUGCGCUCUGUAUCCGUUCGUGGUGUUCCGACGCCCCGGUUUGCGCUCACCGAGACGCCGCUCUCUCUCGUUAUCUCUCUCUCUCUCUCGAUUCGCUGUGGCGCUUCUUGCUGCCCGGACGACGAUCCAGUCGGCGAGCUUUGGUCCCUUCGACGGCCAGGUGCUGAUCCUGAACGAGGACGGGAGGGGCUUCACGCUCCUCGCCAACCCCCAGGCCAUGCGCCUCAAAAAGGCGGGGCUCAUCGAGAACAACCAGAAGAAGUUCGUCCGGCAGCCCACCAAGGAGGAGCUGGACGCCGCCCUCGCACCGGAGCCAGCGGGCCCGGGCUUUUUGGACCGGUUCCUCGGCGGCGGCCCGUAAGCACGCGACGCAACGCAACACGACACAACACGACGCAACACGACACGACAUUGGAUCGCAUCGCAUCGAACCGCAUCGCAUCGCAUCGAAUCGCAUCGCACCGAACCGAACCAAAGCAUCCCCCGGCACGCACCCACCCACGGAAUCCAUCCGUUCGGUGCGUGGCACCCGGUGCCGGAUGCCUUUCCAGUGCCGCAUAAAUUUUAGGAGUGCUA
Pseudo-nitzschia multistriata is the source of this 1674-nucleotide messenger RNA. Lineage: Eukaryota; Bacillariophyta; Bacillariophyceae; Bacillariales; Bacillariaceae. The record is from the annotation of a GenBank genome assembly.